CUAAGUACGUGUUUGUAUGAUCACACCAACGUGAUAUCUUUUCCGCGCCCGCGCAAUCAUCGGCGCUGGCACUCUCUCUUGUCGUAAUUUGAUCUUCUAGAUCACUUCACUUCACUUCCUCCGUCAACACAGAGGGAGAAGAGUAUGAGUGUUCCUAUUUUUGUGUAUGCCUCAACAUAGCAGCCGCACCCUUAUGGUAUACAUAGGUCAACAACUGUUCACCUUAGCAGGUCGGUGCUCAGGAGUCGCCCUCGGGCUGGAGGAGGGAGUAGCACGCAGCAGUCCGCCAAAGGGCACGCUGCCAACAUCAUCAUCAUUUUUUGAAAAUACUUAGAAAGUCUAAGUCAACUACAAACAGCUGAGCCCUUGUCCUAUUAUUGGCCGAUGUAUUUGCUUCUGGUUAUCACAGCAUUGCUGCGCUUCGCAGUUGCGACUUCGGAGCACACCGACACGCCGUGCAGUGAUGGCCUCAAUGAACAAGAUGCAGCGCUGCAGCGGGGGUCUCCAACUGGUGCAGUUUCCAUGAUUGAGAAAAAGGCUCUUCGUCCUGGUUUUGUGUCCGUAUACGCAAGCAGUGUGGACGAAUUAUCGCCAAGAACCAUUCUGAGCGCGGAGGACAAAGCGGAACGAUUGAAGCGAAUUGAAGCUGCUGCUAAUAAGGCGGAGCAAGAGCAUGCAAAACGCAUGAAACACCUGACUGCUUCUGGACACGGUCAUGUCGCGCACGACGGCCGCGGCCACCACGGCCACGGCCACCACGACAAGAGUCACCCCCCCCCCCCCCCCCCCCCACGGCCACCACAGCCACGCGCACCACUCCCCCUCCUCGUCGACGGCCCCGGCGUCGCAUUCUGACGGCUGCUCGUUUCCUUCCUCGCCCGCGUCUCCGUUGUCACACUCGUCGGAGCCGGCCGACUGGUCGGCUGCUCUGGCAGAGUGCGAAACCGAAGUCGCGGCAUUGAGAGCGCAGCUCCAACUGAUGCAGAAGUACGUAUAUGAGGUACCAGCGGUACCAGCGGAGCAUUCGCCCCUCCGGCUCAGAGCGUCCGCUUUAUAACCCGCUCAGGUGUUACAAUCUCAAGCGGUACAAUAGAUGAUGGAAAUCUGUGAUGCAAGCACUGCAUGGUCUAGCCUAGUUCCAUAGGAUUGCGCAUGACAAGUUUCGGAGCCCCAAUCCGCACUAGAAUCUCCUGGGGAAAUUUGUAUUGCAGAAGAUGGAACGGGAACGCUCUGCGAUUCUGUCAUGCUCAUCAUGCAAGAGAAAAUCUAGAUCCUUUCGGUGUAGGAGCCGCGCAGUCUGUUUAUAGCUGUGCGAGACAAAAUUUAGACUCUAUUGUAACGUUUGAGAUUGUAACGAUUGAGCAGGUCAUACGCUUCAAGCAGCUUUUUGACCGUGGUGGGCUCCGAUGGAACGGUGGACCAAUCCGAAGGGACGAGCUCCGGCCCGCAGCAAGAGGAUGGGUAUUGAGAAUGAUGCAUUGGUUGUCAGUCCUCAAAUGCAAUCUUUUUUUGAUUGCGGUCUGAGGAAGAACUGAUGGCGAAAAUGGUUUCAGAUACUGUUUUGUCUUGUUUUGAGUCGUUUUAGUCUAUUCCUCACCGCACAGUUUGUAGCGUGACGCAACGCAUCCUGAAAAACUAUAGCGAUGAACCCCGCGCAUCCAAGAUGCUAAUUUUAACGUUUGAGAUUGUAACGUUUGACCAGGUCGUCAUACACUUCAAGCAGCUUUUUACCCGUGGUGGGCUCCGAUGGAACGGUGGGCCAAUCCGAAAGCACGACCUCCGGCCCGCAGCAAGAGGAUGGGUAUUGAGAAUGAUGCAUUGGUUGUCAGUCCUCAAAGGCAAUCUUUUUCUGAUCGCGGUCUGAGGAAGAACUGAUGGAAAGUGAAAGAGGAUCUGUUGUCUGCGAAAAAUGGUGCCAAAAAGUUUUGUCUAGUUUUGAGUCGUUUUAUUCUAUUCCUCUCCGCACAGUGCAUCCUGAAACGCAAAACUAUAGUGAUGAAUCCCGCGCAUCCAAGAUGCUAAAUUUAUAUGCGGUUUGACUUUUUUUUUAAGUUUGUAUGAUUUGAAUUUGAUGCCAAGGUUCUGCAAAAAUGAAGAUUGCUUUUCACAUCAACGUGAAUAGAUACAUGAUGACAGCGCGCUCAAAGCCGGUGCCGGUAGGCCGGAAACUCGCAACGAGUUUGUUGAGCCGGUCUCACAGAUCUCAGCCAUGUCAGCAUAAAGU
Molecule: messenger RNA, 2224 nt
Organism: Amoebophrya sp. A120
Lineage: Eukaryota; Dinophyceae; Syndiniales; Amoebophryaceae
Source: the annotation of a GenBank genome assembly